AUGGCGGAACACAAAGGCGGCGGCGGCGACGGAGCCGCCGAGGUGGAGAGCGAAGGGGGCCAAGGCGCGGGGCCCGCGCAGGAGGCGGAGCCGCCGCUCGCCGCCGCGAUCACCGUGGAGGAGGACGAGGAGGCGGAGGACGGCGGCGAGGACGACGGCGACGAGUUCGCCGGCGCGGCCGCCUCGGGAGCCUCCGCCGCGGCCUCGGCGUCGUCUGCGUCGGCGGCGUCGCCGUCUCCGGGUCCUGCUGCGCCGCCGGGCUCCGUCCCUGCAGCCGCUGCUGCCACGGCCACGGCCGCGGCCCCGGCCCGAUCACCGGCGCCAGGAGCAGCAGCAGCAGCAGCAGCAGCGCCAGCGCCGGCCCCGCCGCCGCCCCGCCGCCCCCGCCGGCCCCCGCCGCCGCCCCCCGCGUCCGCCCCCGCCGCGGCCUCGCUGCUCGACACCUGCGCCGUGUGCCAGCAGAGCCUGCAGAGCCGGCGCGAGGCGGAGCCCAAGCUGCUGCCCUGCCUGCACUCCUUCUGCCGCCGCUGCCUGCCCGAGCCCGAGCGCCAGCUCAGCGUGCCCGUGCCCGGCGGCAGCAACGGCGACGUGCAGCAGGUUGGUGUGAUACGGUGCCCUGUAUGCCGCCAAGAAUGCAGGCAGAUAGACCUCGUGGAUAAUUACUUUGUGAAAGAUACAUCUGAAGCCCCAAGCAGUUCUGAUGAAAAGUCAGAACAGGUAUGUACUAGUUGUGAAGACAAUGCAAGUGCAGUUGGCUUUUGUGUAGAAUGUGGAGAAUGGCUCUGUAAGACUUGUAUUGAAGCACACCAGAGAGUAAAAUUCACUAAAGAUCACUUGAUCAGGAAGAAAGAAGAUGUCUCAGAGUCUGUUGGAGCAUCUGGUCAGCGCCCUGUUUUCUGCCCUGUACACAAACAAGAACAGUUGAAACUUUUCUGUGAAACAUGUGAUAGACUAACAUGUAGAGACUGCCAGCUAUUGGAACACAAAGAACAUAGGUACCAGUUUUUGGAAGAAGCGUUUCAAAACCAGAAAGGUGCAAUUGAGAAUCUACUCGCUAAGCUUCUUGAGAAGAAGAACUAUGUUCAUUUUGCUGCUACUCAGGUGCAGAAUAGGAUAAAAGAAGUAAAUGAGACUAACAAACGAGUAGAACAGGAAAUUAAAGUGGCCAUUUUCACCCUUAUCAAUGAAAUUAAUAAGAAAGGAAAAUCUCUCUUACAGCAGCUAGAGAAUGUGACAAAAGAGAGACAAAUGAAGUUACUUCAGCAGCAGAAUGACAUCACAGGGCUUUCUCGGCAGGUGAAGCAUGUCAUGAAUUUUACAAACUGGGCAAUUGCUAGUGGCAGCAGUACAGCGCUGCUUUACAGCAAACGACUGAUCACUUUUCAAUUGCGCCAUAUUCUGAAAGCACGUUGUGAUCCUGUCCCUGCUGCUAAUGGAGCGAUCCGUUUCCAUUGUGACCCCACCUUCUGGGCAAAGAAUGUAGUCAAUUUAGGUAACCUAGUAAUAGAGAGUAAACCAACUCCUGGUUAUACUCCAAAUGUUGUAGUUGGGCAAGUCCCACCAGGGACAAACCACAUUAGUAAAACUCCUGGACAGAUUAACUUAGCCCAACUUCGACUGCAGCACAUGCAGCAACAAGUGUAUGCGCAGAAGCAUCAGCAGUUGCAACAGAUGAGGAUGCAGCAACCACCCGCAUCUGUGCCAACGACCACAACUACAACGCAGCAGCACCCUAGACAAGCCACCCCUCAGAUGCUGCAGCAGCAGCCUCCAAGAUUGAUCAGUGUACAAACGAUGCAAAGAGGGAACAUGAACUGUGGAGCUUUCCAGGCACAUCAGAUGAGAUUGGCUCAGAAUGCUGCCCGGAUACCAGGGAUCCCCAGGCACAGUGGCCCCCAGUACUCCUUAAUGCAGCCACACCUCCAAAGACAACAUUCAAAUCCAGGGCAUGCUGGACCCUUCCCUGUUGUAUCAGUGCACAACACAACGAUCAAUCCAACCAGCCCUACAACAGCUACCAUGGCAAGUGCAAACCGAGGUCCCACCAGCCCAUCUGUUACAGCAAUAGAACUUAUCCCCUCAGUUACCAAUCCAGAAAACCUUCCGUCGUUGCCAGAUAUUCCACCCAUUCAGUUGGAAGAUGCUGGUUCUAGUAGUUUAGAUAAUCUACUAAGUAGAUACAUCUCAGGCACUCACCUACCCCCACAGCCCACAAGCACCAUGAAUCCCUCCCCGGGACCCUCCGCCCUUUCUCCAGGAUCAUCAGGUCUCUCUAAUUCCCACACACCUGUGAGACCUCCUAGUACCUCAAGUACUGGUAGUCGAGGCAGCUGUGGUUCAUCAGGAAGAACUGCUGAGAAGACAAGUCUUAGUUUUAAAUCGGAUCAAGUGAAGGUCAAACAAGAACCCGGGACUGAGGAUGAAGUUUGUAGCUUUUCAGGUGCUGUGAAACAAGAAAAGACGGAGGAUGGCAGAAGGAGCGCCUGCAUGUUGAGCAGCCCUGAGAGUAGCUUGACUCCACCUCUCUCGACUAACUUACAUUUAGAGAGUGAGUUGGACGCUUUGACAAACCUGGAAAACCAUGUGAAAAGUGAACCCACAGAAAUGAAUGAGAGCUGCAAACAGUCGGGACUCAACAGCCUUGUUAAUGGAAAAUCCCCUAUUCGAAGUCUCAUACACAGGGCGUCAAGGAUCGGAGGGGACGGCAGCAGUAAGGACGAGGACCCAAAUGAAGACUGGUGUGCUGUCUGCCAGAACGGAGGGGAUCUUCUGUGUUGUGAAAAAUGCCCAAAGGUUUUUCACCUAACUUGUCAUGUUCCAACACUUCUUAGUUUUCCAAGUGGGGACUGGAUAUGCACGUUUUGCAGAGAUAUCGGGAAACCUGAAGUCGAAUAUGAUUGUGAUAAUUUGCAACAUAGUAAAAAGGGGAAAACUGCACAGGGAUUAAACCCAGUGGACCAAAGGAAAUGUGAACGUCUUCUGCUUUACCUCUAUUGUCAUGAAUUAAGUAUUGAAUUCCAGGAACCUGUUCCUGCUUCGAUACCAAACUACUAUAAAAUAAUAAAGAAACCAAUGGAUUUAUCCACAGUGAAGAAGAAGCUUCAAAAAAAACAUUCCCAACACUACCAAAUCCCCGACGACUUUGUGGCUGAUGUCCGUUUGAUCUUCAAGAACUGUGAAAGAUUUAAUGAAAUGAUGAAAGUUGUUCAAGUUUAUGCAGACACACAAGAGAUUAAUUUGAAGGCUGAUUCAGAAGUAGCUCAGGCAGGGAAAGCAGUUGCAUUGUACUUUGAAGAUAAACUCACAGAGAUCUACUCAGACAGGACCUUCGCGCCUUUGCCAGAGUUUGAGCAGGAAGAGGAUGAUGGCGAGGUAACGGAGGAUUCUGACGAAGACUUUAUACAGCCCCGCAGAAAACGCCUAAAGUCAGAUGAAAGACCAGUGCAUAUAAAGUAAAAUGACAGUGAACAGAAAUAAAUUGUUUUACACAAGAAAGAAAGCAGAGGAAUAAGAGUGACUUUCUUGACGUGUUGCUGGCAUCUCCUGCCUACAGAGAGCACCUCCUUGAAGAAGCCUAUAGCUUUUACACAGUAUUAGAUUGAAAUGACGGGCAGAAAACACAUUCUUGUCAAGGGGGGAGAACUGUAUUUGCAACUGCAGAAGUAUACACAGAAAGCGAAAGUGGAAUGAUCGGAAGGUAUCUGUUUCUAAAGAAGAUGGUUUUAAUGGUUAAAAAGACUGGGCCGGUGUUGACGAUCUCUGUGGUAUUGAGUGGUCCCAGACACUGGGUGUGCGAGUAAAUAAAUACUUUGAGGGUCAA
This is a messenger RNA of Suncus etruscus (white-toothed pygmy shrew), 3820 nucleotides long. It is a transcript of the gene TRIM33, whose product is annotated as tripartite motif containing 33. Gene Ontology annotation, molecular function: protein binding; zinc ion binding. The record is from RefSeq and is a predicted model, not a curated record. NCBI's taxonomy places the organism in Eukaryota, Metazoa, Chordata, Mammalia, Eulipotyphla, Soricidae.